AUGGCCACACUCCGCUAUUAUAUCAUCGACGUCUUCGCCUCAACAGCCUACCAAGGCAACCCCCUCGCAGUGGUAGAUACAACAACCACCCCUCCUCUCACAAACACCCAAAUGAAACUGAUAGCAAGACAAUUCAACCUAUCCGAAACAACCUUUAUCUGCCCCCCAACAAGCACAAAAGCAACCUGGCGCCUAAGAUCUUUCCUUCCAAAUGGCGAAGAAGUUUUCGGAGCAGGCCACAACUCACUCGGUGCCUGGUGGUGGAUUGCCCAUUCAGGACUUGUGGACGUGCAUAUUACACCUGGCACUCCUCAGCGGGGACGGAUAUAUCAUCAACAACUAGGCGACAAUAUCCUCCCAGUUGAAAUAUCUCAGUCUAACCUGGGGGAUAUCAUUAUCUCAAUGCGCCAGGGCCAGCCUCAAUUCCUAAAUAAACAUACCAAUCCAGAAUCCCUGUCUCGAUCUCUUGGGAUUAAAGAAUCCGAUAUCGGGCUGAAAAACGCAGGGAUUGAACUUGAUGAGCCAAGGGUCGUUACUACAUCACCUGCGCGCCAUCUCCUAGUUCCAGUGCGGGAUAUGGAAGUCCUUCGCAAUGUCAGUUUUGCUGAUAAAGACGGUAUUGCGAAGGAGCUUGCUAGUACGAGCAGUUAUAAUAGUGGUGUUUAUGUCUUUACUUCUGUUGCAAUUGAAGAUGGAUCUCCAGUCCCUAGAUUUGAGGCGAGGUUUUUCAGUCCGGGGAUGGGAAUGGAGGAUCCGGCUACUGGCUCUGCUGCUGGGCCUUUGGCUGCUUAUAUGUGGGCGAAGAAUGCGGGGACUUUGGGAGAUAAGAUGGCGCAGAUUGAGGUGUUGCAGGGGGUGCAGACUGGACGGCGAUGUUUGAUGAAGUUGUGUGUUGAGGUUGUUGAAGAUGGAUUCGCUAUUUCGAUUUCUGGGACCGGUGUGCUUGUUGCUGAUGGUAACAUUGUUAUACCGAGUCUUGAUGUUUCUUUCUAG
Messenger RNA from Penicillium canescens, 993 nucleotides. RefSeq names its product PhzF family phenazine biosynthesis protein. The transcript has a single exon. Gene Ontology annotation, cellular component: cytoplasm. The record is from RefSeq and is a predicted model, not a curated record. Gene Ontology annotation, molecular function: isomerase activity. The coding region runs from base 1 to 993 and encodes 330 amino acids. Gene Ontology annotation, biological process: biosynthetic process. NCBI's taxonomy places the organism in Eukaryota, Fungi, Ascomycota, Eurotiomycetes, Eurotiales, Aspergillaceae.